UAUUCGGGCGCUCAUUCACGCGUGCUCUACGUGCGUGAUUAUCUUUCGAGUGCUGCAGAUGAGGCUCAUGUCAUACCUGAGUAUGUGUAUGGGACAGGUAGUUCGGCGGUGGGUAAAAUAACGGAAUUCUUGCAAGCCAUUAUCGAUGGCAUACGUCAACUGGCUGAUUCAGUGUGGCAAAAUAUAUUGCCUGGCUGGGCGUACAUGAAGGAGCAUUUCCGGAAAUUGUUGACCGUACGAUGGGAAGAAAGAAUUGUAAGGAUUUUGCCUGUUUUUUAA
Molecule: messenger RNA, 279 nt
Organism: Anisakis simplex (herring worm)
Lineage: Eukaryota; Metazoa; Nematoda; Chromadorea; Rhabditida; Anisakidae
Source: the annotation of a GenBank genome assembly